Bursaphelenchus okinawaensis is the source of this 1178-nucleotide messenger RNA. Lineage: Eukaryota; Metazoa; Nematoda; Chromadorea; Rhabditida; Aphelenchoididae. The record is from the annotation of a GenBank genome assembly.
AUGAAUAACUGGAAAGCUGAUGCUUCGGAAUUGCGAUUGAAAAUAGAAGAGUAUGUGGUGGACCAACAGUAUAGUAUAUCCUACUUCUUUGUCACUCUCGGAGGGUAGGCCUUGGCAUUUUUUGAGUAGUAAAGAAAGUUUUUGCACUUCUUUGUUUUGUAAAGAAAGUUCUUGCAAUUUUUUGUUUUGUAAAGAAAGUUCUUGCAAUUUUUUGUUUUGUAAAGAAAGUUCUUGCAAUUUUAAGUAGGAAUGUCAUUUUAGGUUCACAGUGUUGUUGUUAUGUUCAAUUUGCUCCAUUUGGGCUAGUUACUUCUUGAUUAUCACGCCGAGAAGACGGCCGAAAGAAAUGGAUGUAAGUUGGUUUUGUAAAGAAAGUUCUUGCUGUUUUAUGACUUGUAAAGAAAGUUUUUGCCAUUUAAUGAUUUGUAAAGAAAGUUCUUGCCAUUGUUUGCUUUGUAAAGGAUGUUCUUGCUAUUUUUUGUUGUGUAAAGAAAGUUCUUGCUAUUUUUAUGUAAAAUAACAAAAAUUGAAGAUUGGCAGCUUGCGGGUGACAAGUUAUACGAUAAAUACCAUUUUUUAAUUUUUUUGUUUGUAAACAAAGUCCUUGCUUUUUUCGUCUCUGUAAAGAAAGUUCUUGCCAUUUUUUGGCUUGUAAAGUAAGUUUUCGCUAUUUUUUGGCUUGUAAAGUAAGUUUUCGCUAUUUUUUGGCUUGUAAAGAAAGUUCUUGCUAUUUUUUUUAUAAAGUACGUCAAACUGUCUAUACGAUUGUAAAAGGAGUUUAAAAUUAAAUUUUGAACCAUAUUAAAAUACAUUUAAAAUAUUAUAUUAACCUAAUUAUGCUACCAUAAUGUCAAUUAUUUUUUAAUUUCCAAAAUUAAAUUGCCCUUUUCUAGAAAAUCGAACGUCUACGUGCCAUUUACGAGAAGCCCACCUACACGAUUCCGAUAGCUUACAGCUUUAUGUUCCAUGACCCACCUCCCCAGAUGCCACUCGAGAUACAGCCUGACCCCAGCUACACGAAUCCGUUUUGUCAAGUCGAAAAACCACCCCAAUUGGCCGAGGAUUUGGCCAGAGAAAAGAAGAUCCUGGAGAAAGAAAUGAAAAAAUUCAACGAUGCGCUCCAACAACGACUUCAUACCUCCAAAAAGCCUGUCUUCCCAUUAUUAUUCAAGAAAUAA